CAGGAAGAAGACGAAGAAGAAGACGAAAACGAAUCAAAACCAACAACACAAAUGCCGUCUCGUGUAUCUCGACGAAGGCGGUGCCAAUUUCGUGUUCAAGAUCCUGCCCGAUGGGAAUGAGAAUGAGAAUGGGAAUGAUGAAGCACUACUACCGCGACUGCUGCAGAGAAAGUUGCUGCGCCUAGGCAAAGAUCUCUCCCACGUGCAGACGGCCGAAGAGCAGCUCAAAGCACUCGACGUCAAUUUCACGACGCUGUUCCCCGCCGAACAUCUCAUCGAACACGAGCUCAUCGUCCUGCAUCACGACCUGACCACGUCCCUCAAUGCCAUGUUGGAAGCCUGGAUCCGGCCCCAUCAUCGCUUGCCCCAUCUGCUGCCGAACCGCGCCAUGUCGGGCAUGCUAGUAACAGACAUGACGCCCGCCGCAGGCGAAGUCCUGCUCGAGCUCAAACCCAAAUGGUUAGCCCCUUCGCCCAACGCGCCUCCCAAUGCCAAACGAUGUCGCACGUGUGCGGUGCGAGCCCAUCGCGCGUCCGAGCGAAUUUGCACCGCGACCGACGCGCAAGCCAGCUGUCCGUUAGACCUCAUCAAUCCCGAUCCGGGGCAUCGGAGGCGUUGCGUGCAUGCAAUUACCACGGAUCCGCAAAUCCGCGACUAUUUGCUCACGCAGGCACAGCCUUUGCUGCAACAACUGCGAACCUGCCAAGCGGAAUUUGAUCGGGUGGGCGUCUUGAACAUUUCAGGGAAUCAUCAUGCCUCCUCCUCCGCCUCUUCCUCCUCCUCAUCAUCAUCAUCAUCUCUCCUGUCGCUGUGCAAAGCCAUGACGCUGAGAGAUUGCACCUUGUUCGUCAAGCGCUCGGGCGACGUGAUUGAUGCGCGAUUGGGUGAUCUCGACCUCAAACAUCCAGAAAAGAUCUCGCGGUGGAAGAAGGUGGAAGCCAAUCUGAUUAGCGGCGGCUGGUAUACCAAUUCCGAAUCUCCAGAGCAUUAUCAUCACGAGAAAAUAUGCAUGCUCGCGCGCUGACCAUGGUCCUUUUCUUCUUCUUCUUCUUCUUCUUCUUCUUCUCCUCCUUCCAGUUGUGCGUCGUGUGUCCAAGUGUUGGGCAGUGUUAAAAAAAAGGAGAGCGCAGCGAUGGGACUACCAUACCUUACCUUAUGUAGCUAAUUGAACAAUAAUAUACAUAAGGUAUGUAUGUACCUGACCAUCUUCAAUUUAUCUUCGACAAUGGAGGUCAUCAUCUUGCGUCAUGAUUCGGCACUCGACCCCUAGUCUCGCGUGAAGCGGUUGCCGAGACAGCAUGAGCUGAUGAGCAGCAUGUGGAAUUAAUGAAUGACGGAUAUUAAUAAUAUGGACCGCCAGCCAGGGUCACGGAAGGGUGCAUUGACAAGUCCGG
Messenger RNA from Sphaerulina musiva SO2202, 1394 nucleotides. RefSeq lists its product as uncharacterized. The coding region runs from base 329 to 1024 and encodes 231 amino acids. NCBI's taxonomy places the organism in Eukaryota, Fungi, Ascomycota, Dothideomycetes, Mycosphaerellales, Mycosphaerellaceae. Gene Ontology annotation, biological process: inositol phosphate biosynthetic process. Gene Ontology annotation, cellular component: nucleus. The record is from RefSeq and is a predicted model, not a curated record. Gene Ontology annotation, molecular function: inositol-1,3,4,5,6-pentakisphosphate 2-kinase activity; ATP binding. The transcript has a single exon.